Messenger RNA from Cantharellus anzutake, 459 nucleotides. RefSeq lists its product as uncharacterized. The coding region runs from base 14 to 322 and encodes 102 amino acids. The record is from RefSeq and is a predicted model, not a curated record. NCBI's taxonomy places the organism in Eukaryota, Fungi, Basidiomycota, Agaricomycetes, Cantharellales, Hydnaceae. The transcript has 2 exons.
GAAGAAUCUAGCAAUGGGCCUUCAGCGACUCAAACAUGACAAGUUCAUCAUCGCAUUCGACGAAUGCAAAAACAUCAAACCUCUGGUUCCGUUUGCCGAACGUGUCGGCACCAGGAUUUUAUCUCCAAUUUAUGGGAUAUCGUUGCUAGCAUUGCAACGGAUGAUCAAAACUCAAGAUCUAUUUGCUAUUCAAGGGUUUGAGUUUUGGUUCCUUUUCCUUGAUUCAAGCUUCACGACUGCCGAGUUCCCUCGAUCUCAUUCACGCAACGAGGUAUCAUCAGCCCGACAUGCUGCUUUCUUACCGCUCCCGCCAUGGCCAUGACAUGAUGGGUCGAAUCGCUAGUGUAUUGGUCAGCCUAUGAUGCAACCAAAUUUCCCAUCUACAUCGAGCAAAACCGCUUGAGGCCACCCCAUCUUAAUCCCAAAAGUGUUUUCCAUGCCCUUACAACACAUUUUGAC